Messenger RNA from Acipenser ruthenus (sterlet), 9268 nucleotides. RefSeq names its product nuclear receptor corepressor 1 (gene ncor1). The coding region runs from base 259 to 8259 and encodes 2666 amino acids. The record is from RefSeq and is a predicted model, not a curated record. Gene Ontology annotation, molecular function: nuclear thyroid hormone receptor binding; transcription corepressor activity. Gene Ontology annotation, biological process: negative regulation of transcription by RNA polymerase II. The transcript has 48 exons. Lineage: Eukaryota; Metazoa; Chordata; Actinopteri; Acipenseriformes; Acipenseridae.
AUAUUUCUACUGUACUGUAUCCCUGGCAGGACUUUCACGCGUACAGCGCUGGGUUUAGUGCCGCAGUUCGAGGGGACUGUAGCGCAGCUAGGGAUACGGCGUUAUAUUGAAACGGAUUUACACACCCCCAUCCUCAGAAGUCGACACAGAGAAUCAUUUAGCAAGAGGAACAGUUUGUCCGGCAAUGAGGUGGUUUCCUGGAAACAUGAUCACAUGGUGGCCUUGAUCUUACGACUGUGUUAGAAGACAUCUCUGAUAAUGUCUAGCUCAGGCUACCCUCCAAGUCAGGGAGCGUUCAGCACAGAACAGAGCCGCUACCCUCCCCACUCAGUCCAGUACACCUUCACCACCUCCCGGCACCAACAGGACUUUGCAGUUCCAGAUUACCGCCCUCAUCUGCAGGAAGUUAGCAACGCUUCCCAGCUUCUCCAGCAGCAGCAGCAGCUUCGGAGAAGACCCUCGCUGCUCUCAGAGUUCCACCCUGGCACCGACAGACCCCCUGAAAGGAGACAUGGCUAUGAGCAACAGUUCCAUGCGGUGUCCUCACAGUCUGACCAUGAAGCUCUGGAGUCAAAGCGCCCGCGAAUCGAGCAGGUUUCAGAGGCUCAUUUCCAGCGGGCCUCUGCUGCUGGGGUCCUGCCCCUGGCGCAAACUCUGUCAGACGGGCUAAGGACUGCCAGCGAUGUGAAAAAGGAGGCUUUAUUUGCAUUGAAAGCAGAGACGCCCUCCUCCCCAGGAAUCCAGCCGAUAGAUGAACCAGAUGCCUCUCCAUCAAAACUGUCCAAGGAGGAGCUGAUUCAGAGCAUGGACCGUGUGGACAGAGAGAUCGCCAAGGUGGAGCAGCAGAUCUUCAAACUCAAGAAGAAGCAGCAACAACUAGAAGAGGAAGCAGCUAAACCUCCUGAGCCCGAGAAGCCCGUCUCUCCGCCUCCGGUGGAGCAGAAGCACCGCAGCAUUGUUCAGAUUAUCUAUGAUGAGAACCGGAAAAAAGCAGAAGAAGCUCAUAAGAUAUUUGAAGGCCUGGGACCAAAAGUUGAGCUGCCCCUCUAUAAUCAGCCAUCAGAUACCAAGGUAUACCAUGACAACAUUAAAACGAACCAAGUGAUGCGAAAGAAGCUUAUUCUGUUCUUUAAAAGGAGGAAUCAUGCUCGGAAACAAAGGGAGCAGAACAUCUGCCAGCGCUACGACCAGCUCAUGGAUGCGUGGGAGAAGAAACUGGAGCGGAUUGAGAACAACCCCCGGAGGAAAGCCAAGGAGAGCAGGACCAGGGAGUACUACGAGAGGCAGUUCCCUGAAAUCAGAAAACAGCGCGAACAGCAGGAACGAUUUCAAAGGGUUGGCCAGAGAGGCACUGGGCUUUCUGCAACUAUCGCUAGAAGUGAGCACGAGAUUUCAGAAAUCAUCGAUGGACUGUCUGAGCAGGAGAACAAUGAGAAGCAGAUGCGUCAGCUCUCUGUGAUCCCCCCAAUGAUGUACGAUUCUGAGCAGAGACGAGUCCGGUUCAUCAACAUGAACGGACUGAUGGAGGAUCCCAUGAAGGUUUACAAGGCACGCCACUUUAUGAACGUCUGGACGGAUCACGAGAAGGAGAUCUUUAAAGAAAAGUUUGUGCAACAUCCAAAGAACUUCAGCCUCAUUGCUUCUUAUUUAGAGAGAAAGAACGUAGCAGACUGUGUUUUAUAUUACUACUUAACAAAGAAGAAUGAGAAUUAUAAGACCCUGGUAAGGCGUAACUAUGGACGACGUAGAGGAAGGAACCACCAGCAACAAAUUACACGUCCUUCGCAAGAAGAAAAAGCAGAAGAAAAAACAGAGGAGGACAAAUCCGAAAAAGUCGAGAAGAGAGAGGAAGAGGAGAAAAGGGAAGAGGAGGAGAACGAUGAUAAAGAGGAAUCAAAGGAUCUCACUCUCUCACUCUCUCACUCACUCGCUCUCAGGGACAUCAACAAAGACAAAGACAAGUCAGACGGCGCCGGAGAGGAAGAGGAGGGGAAGGAGCAGGCCACGCCGCGAGGAAGGAAGACCGCCAACAGCCAGGGCCGUCGCAAAGGCAGGAUCACUCGAUCGAUGGCCAGUGAGGCAGCUGCAGUGGCCUCAGAGGAGCCCCCCCCUCCCCCACCCCCUCCCGCCCCAGAGCCUGUGCUGCAAGAAAUUAAAAGCAACAUGUUUCAAGCACCCAAAACUGAGCCAGUGCAGAAGUGUACCCGGGAUCAACCCAAGGCUCCACUGGUAGCCAUGGAAAUGCAGGCACACAGAGCUUCUGCAGAGCCUGUGGAGACCUCCCGCUGGACAGAGGAAGAAAUGGAAGUGGCCAAGAAAGGAUUGGUGGAGCAUGGGCGCAACUGGGGAUCCAUUGCCAAGAUGGUGGGCACCAAAAGCGAGGCCCAGUGCAAGAACUUCUACUUCAACUACAAGAGGCGACACAACCUGGACAACCUGCUGCAGCAGCACAAGCAAGGCUCCAGGAGGUCCCGGGAGGAUCGUGACGUGUCUCAGUGUGAAAGCAUGGCCUCCACAGUGUCUGCGCCGGAGGAUGAUGAGAAUGAUGGCUCCAAUGAGGAAGAGAACCCAGAAGACAGUGAAGGUGCUGAGAACAGUUCCGACACGGAGAGCGCUCCGUCCCCUUCCCAAAUGGAGACCAGCAAGACAGGCGAGGGGACGACGCAGAGCUCCAGCAACAAUCUCCCCAACAGCGAGGCCCCCCCUGAACAGGACUCUGCCUCCAAAAGCACCCCCUCCUCGCCCUUGACGACUGCAGCCUCUAAACCCAACGAGAGCCAGUACUGUGAGCUGCAAGUGAAGGAGGAGACCAGCCCAGAGGCAGCCGAGUGCUCAGGGCAGGACAGGGGGGCCCAACCCCCCUACGAACCCCAAGUGCAGACCAAAGCAGAGCCCAUCGAUGUGGACAUGAAGCCCACUGCUGACGUCCAGGUGAAAGUGGAGGCUGAUACCAAAGACAAGGACUUGGAGAAGCACUGGGAGAAGGGAGAGCUGGAGGAGAUGGGGCUCAACCUGUCCCAGCGAGGGCAGAGGCGCCAGUCCCACUCGGACAACGAUUCCAGCGCCACCUGCAGUGCGGAUGAGGAUGUGGACGGGGAGCCAGACAGGCAGAGGAUUUUCAGUCUAGACAAGCCGUCCUUGCUCAACCCCGCCGGGUCAGUGCUGGUGAAACAAGGACACAUGGACAUGCAGCAGCUGCAGCAGCGGGCAGCCAUGAUUCCCCCCAUGGUCAGUCAUUAUACUGGUCCCCAGUUUCAUAUCAGAUUUGCAAAAUCGGAGAAAAGUGGAAGCAGUCAGCAGGGUGAAAAUAUCAUGUCUUAUUUAGACCAACCAUCUAACCACGUGUCGAGCACCUACGGCUCUGCCAACGUCCAGGCUGGGAACCCGAUGAGUGGCCUGGCCUUGUUCCAGCGCCACAUCAAGGCAGUGCUGGAGUCGUCCCAGCAAGAGGAGCGGCAGAGACAUGAGCAGGAGCCCCAGGACAGGCACAGGGCCAGCAGCCCGCGAGUCGGUACCAAGAGCCCCAGCAUCGUGGACCGGGAGGGUAAACCCUUUGCCUAUAUGCCUUAUGAGAUGAAGCUCUCAAUGGAGCAGGAAUCCCAGGUCCUCAGUAACUCAGCCAGGUCUGCGUCCCCUUACAGGAGCAGGGCCUCCCCUCAGCCUGACGUCAAUGCCCCUCGUUACAGCGUGCCACCAGGUAACUACCUCCGGCACAGGUACCCCCUACCCCACGAUGUCCGAGCCAUUGACACCUCCUCCUUCCCUCAACACACAGUUCUGCAGCCUGCUCCAAAUCACGUUCUUCAGAAUCUCUCAGAUGGUGCACGAGUGCCGUUUUCCAGACACGUGAGGCCUCCCAACAUUCCUUCCCCUCCUCCACUAAUACCAUCCUCCAAAUCUUCCGACAAGCCGUCCUUUAUCAUGGGAGGAUCCAUUUCACAGGGCACUCCUGGAACGUAUUUACCUUCUCACAGCCAAAGCGCUUAUUGUCAAGAGACAGCCAAAAGCUCUGUGGGCUCCAUAUCGCUGGGACUACCCAGACAGCAACAAGACUCGGCAAAGACAAUACCUUCGAUGCCAUACAUUAAGCAGGAAGAGUUUUCUCCCAGAGGUCAGAGUGCACAACCAGAAGGCCUGCUGUCCAGGGCGCAGUAUGAAGGAGUGGUGAGAGGUAAUCCAGUGUCUACCAUCCAGGAAGGAAGCAUCACACGAGGGGCUCCCAAGGUUGCAGACCUCCCAUUCCGGGGCUCAAUUACUCAGGGUACUCCAGCUCUUUCCCACUCAGGCACUCCCUCUGAUGUGCUUCUGAAAGGCACCAUCUCCAAACGGGCUACUGAGGACAUCAGCAGCCCAGAAAAGGCCAGAGAGGAUGCUCUUUCCAAAGGACAUGUUAUCUAUGAAGGCAAGAGUGGGCACAUCGUAUCUUACGACACUAUUAAGAAUGCAAGAGAAGGCACAAGGAGCCCAAGAACAGGCCCGGAAUUCAUUGGGGUGAAGCGUUCCUAUGAUAUGAUGGAGGGAGGAUUACCCAGAGGCCACGCAGUAAGGGAAUCCUCUGUCUCUGCACCUUACGAAGGUUUGAUCAGCCGAGCGCUGCCAAGAGACAGCCCACACGCACCAGAGUCAAAAGAGAGGACAGUCCUCACUGGAUCUAUAAUGCAAGGUACUCCAAGGGCAUCAGUUGAAGCUUUUGACGAAGGACACAAAUACGGCAAACAGAUUAAACGGGAGAGCCCUCCCAUCUCCAAGGGCCAAGGAGUGACCACCAUCAAAGAGAUGGGCCGCUCCAUCCAUGAGAUCCCCAGGCAGGACCUGUUGGGCCAGGAUAACCGCAAGACCCCCGAUGGCGUACAGAACACAAGGCCAGUCAUAGAGGGAUCCAUCUCCCAGGGUACACCAAUCAAGUACGAAAGCAGCGGAGUGAGCCAGCCGGCCAUCAAACACAAUGUGAAGUCCUUCAUUAUCGGACCCAGCAAGCUGGGCCACAGCAUGCCUCAACUGGAGAUGAUGUCUGAGGGGAUGAAGGUGGUGGAGAGGGGGAAGUAUGAAGACAUGAAGACGUCGGACCCCGUGCGAGCGCGCUCCGGCCCCUCUGUCCUCCGCUCCACCCUGCAUGAAGCCCCCAAGUCCCAGCUCAGCCCCGGCAUGUACGAAGACUCCAGCACCCGGAGGACUCCUGUCAGCUACAGCUCCAUUUCCAGGGGCUCGCCCAUGAUGGGCAGACAGCAAGAAGGUGGAAUCCCGUCUGGGAAGCAGACAAGCCACGAGCGGAAGAGCACUCUGACCCCGACGCAGCGGGAGAGUGUCCCUGCCCACUCCCCUGUGUCUGGAGGAGAGCCCGGGCCCCCGCACAGCCCCUUCGACCCUCACCACAGGGGGGGCGUGCCAGGAGAGGUGUACCGAGCCCACCUCCCGCACCACCUCGACCCCACCAUCGCAUUCCACAGGGCGCUCGACCCAGCAGCAUACCUGUUCCCAAGGCAGCCCUCCCCAUCAGGCUAUCACAACACAUAUCAGCUGUACGCUAUGGAGAACACGAGGCAGACCAUCCUCAACGAUUACAUCACCUCCCAGCAGAUGCAGGUUAUCCCACGGCCCGAUGUUGCUAGGGGACUGUCGCCACGGGAGCAGCAGAUCUCUCUUCCCUAUGCACCUGGAACAAGAGGCAUUAUUGAUCUAGCCCAGAUGCCUCCUACUAUCAUGUUGCCUCACCCAGGGGGUACAAGCACUCCCCCCAUGGACCGCAUCAGCUACAUCCCUGGAGCGCAGUCCCCCUUCCCCCCAAGGGGUUACAACCCAGCCUCCAUCUCUCCAGGACACCCCGCCCAUCUCGCUGUGUCCGCGGCCAGCGUGGAACGAGAGCGGGAGCGCGAGCGAGAACGCGAGAGGGAGCAGAGGGAGAGGGAGAAGGAGAGAGAGCAACGUGAGAGGGAGCAGAGAGAGAGAGAGAGGGAGCAGAGAGAGCAUCGAGAGCAGAGGGAUCGGGAGAGGAUGGUAGCUGUGGCCACUGCGGCUUCAAAUGAAAUGGCUUACAUGCGGGCAGGCCCUGAGCAGCCUGGCAGGCCUAGUAGCCAUGGGUACGUGCGUUCCCCCUCCCCCUCUGUGAGGUCACAGGAGAGCAUGGUGCAACAGAGACCCAGUAUAUUCCAGGGAACAAAUGGCAAGAGUGUCAUUACCCCACUGGACCCUUCACGUAUCAUUGCUCCCUCCUCCCAAGCCCAGGGCUUGCCCACCUCCCGGUACAGCACUGCGGCCGACGCCCUGGCUGCCCUGGUGGACGCUGCUGCUUCAGCCCCUCAGAUGGAUGUGGCCAAAGCCAAAGAGGGCAAACAGGAUUCGGGCCGCAUUGAUGAGCUGGCAUCCCGACGGGCAGCAAUGUUGAGUGAACAACAGCAGCAGCAGGAGCAGCAUCUCCGCCAACAGCAGCAGCUCCAUCAUCAUCACCACCAACAGCAGCUCCAGCAACAGCAGCAACUGCAACACCAGCUCCAGCAGCAACAUCAACAGCAGCAACUUCAACUUCAGCAGCAACUUCAGCAGCAGCAGCAGCAAGCUAUGGAAGCUGAUCGCCGCUCCAUGCAGUCCCCUUACGCCCCUGUCUCUCUGCCCGGAGGGAAGCCCCCUGGCCCCUCAUCCUCCUCAUCUUCUUCCUCUUACGGGGAGAGCAGUAAAGACAAGGACCCCCCCACAAAGUCCCGAAUCGAAGAGGAGCUGAGGACCCGAGGAAAGACCACCAUCACGGCGGCCAACUUCAUCGACGUCAUCAUCACUCGCAAGAUCACCUCGGACAAAGACAACCGGGAGAGGGGCUCCCAGAGCUCAGACUCUUCCAGCAGCUUGUCCUCAAAUCGCUAUGAAGGGCAGGGUGGAGAUGCUGUUGAUGUCAUCAGUCCAGCCAGCUCUCCAGCACAGGCACAGGAGAAACCAGAGACAUCCUUACAACAAGAUGUGCCUAACUCAGCUCAGGCAGAAAGUGAGCAGCGUUCUUUUGAGUCUCAGAUGAGCCGGUACCGCGCCCAGCAGGAAUCGCCCUCCCCUCCACAACCCCCUGCAUCUCAGACAGAGAUAUACGGCCAGGUCCCCAAAACACACAGGCUCAUCACCUUGGCAGACCAUAUCUGUCAUAUUAUCACCCAGGACUUUGCCCGAAGUCAGUCCGCAAGCCAGGCAGCUCCACAGACCUCCUCUGCAGCUACAUUCCAGAAUGCAGCCCCUGCGGCCUCCGCGGCCCCUGCUUCGACCUCCAGGGGGAAGGUGCCAAGCCGCUACAACCCUGAGAACCAGGGCCAGUCAUCACAAGCACAGCCAGCCCACCACCAGAGACCCUCGUCCAGGGUCUCCUCAGAGAAUGCCUCUGACAUAGCCAGGGGAAGGCCUGGCAAGUCACCUGAUCGCGGGCACAUGGAGUCUUAUGAACCCGUUUCACCCCCACAGUCCUUCUCAGCCAUGGAGAAACAGGAGGCCCUGCUGCAACAAGCACAGAGACGAGAUGCAGAGAACGCAGAGCCCAGGACUGAUUCUCGCUCCCCUGGCAGUGUAAGCUACCUUCCCUCGUUUUUUACCAAACUUGAAAACACCUCCCCAAUGGUGAAAUCUAAAAAGCAGGAGAUAUUUCGUAAGUUGAACUCCUCUGGUGGCGGUGAUUCUGACAUGGGAAGUGCCCAGCCUGGAACUGAAAUAUUUAAUCUACCAGCUGUAACCACCUCAGGCAGCGUCAGCUCUAGGGGUCAUUCCUUUGCAGAUCCAGCCAGCAAUCUGGGUCUGGAAGACAUCAUCCGGAAAGCUCUGAUGGGCAACUUCGACGACAAGCAGGAGGAGCACCCGCCUAGCUCCACUGCAGCGAUGAACGAGGCCCGACGAGAGGAGGCCAACCCCUCACCCAACCCCGGUGUGGGUAAGCAGAAAUUAGUUGGGAAAGCAAACAGCAGAAAGUCGAAGUCGCCUAAUCCUGGGCAGGCUUAUGCUGAAAGGCCUUCUUCCGUGUCCUCGGUCCAUUCAGAGGGAGACUAUCACAGGCAGACCCCUGCCUGGGCUUGGGAGGAUAGACCUUCUUCCACAGGUUCCACUCAGUUCUACAACCCCUUGACCAUGCGGAUGCUGAGCAACACCCCUCCCACCUCAAUGGCCUGCGCUCCCCCCAGCAUACAGGCCCAGCCAGCCUCUCUCCAACAGAGCCUGCAGCAGAAUCGCAUGUGGGACCGCGAGCCAGCGCCUCUCCUCUCCGCACAGUACGAGACCCUGUCUGACAGCGAUGACUGAGCCGCUGGGAAAGCAUCAGGAAACACCCCUUGGAGGCAGGGAGGGAGGCGCUGUGACCAGGCCUGAGGAUGGGAAAGCAAGGGAGAUGACAGGACACAGAUUGAGCCAAACGGGAGCUCUUCAGCUCAAACUUGAGGGAGAUCGGAAGCCAGUGGAAAGAACUGUUAUAGAAAAUGAAUGUAAAGGAAGAAAAAAAAAAAAAGACUUGUUCCAGUUCUGUUUGUAAAGAAAACAUUAAUGUCUUUAAAACAUUGUAUGUAAAUAGAGAGUACUUUUUUUUGCAGUGUGUGUUUUUUUGUUUUUUUUUGUUAUGGAAAUCGGUGCAUUCAACAAGGGGUUUCGGCACCCCAAAAGAGUACUUAAAAGACUUUGGCACGAAUCACAUUUCAAGAAGCCCCCGAGGACUCUUCAUGUGGAUAUUACAGGCCAUUCCAGCGCCACCUACUUGCCAAAAAGUAAAUCACAAUUCAUAUUGCAACUUCAUUGUAAAUUUGAAAUGCAGUUUCAUUGUAAAUUUGAAAUGCAGUUUAAAUUAUUUAGCAACACUGUGGAAAUAAUAAUGCAUGGGUAUAUUAUGUUUCUUUUUUUAUUAGAAAAAAGGAAAGGCUUGCCACAUUGUUCUGCACACUGGGCAUGAACUGUCCAAAGUGAAGAUUUAUGAGCUGAGUAAUUAUUAUUUGAAUUAGUUUUCAUUUAAGAAGCUGUCUCAUCCCCCUAGCCUAUACAUCUGUACAUUGAAACAGAAUGUAAUCGUGAACACAGCGGACAACAUUUGAGAACUGAAGCUCUGGGUGCUUGUUUAAAAUUUCACUCCUGUGUUUUCUGAUCAAGCUCAAUAUAAAGCUUUGGCUUGUCCAUGUGGGCUAUUUUUGAAGUACCAAAGUAAGAGAAGCUGAUGGAAGGGUCGAAUGUUGUUUUGGGUGGAUAGAUGUAUUCGAUAUUGUACAGCAGAUGAUUCUUGUCUAAAUAUUUCUGUAUAAUUAUAUUAAACCGAUGCACCGUUGUUGCA